GUGGCAAUAGAAGUCGCUACUAGUAGUACACUACAGGUGGCAGCGACGCCAGUGUUCGUCAUUUGCCCACAUUCCAGACAAGAGUCAACAGGUUUGUUGUCACCAGGGGCCAGCCAUGAUGUUUCCGUGCAGCGCUUUGCCGCAUCCGCUCUACCCGGACCUGCUGCGUCCUCCGGCCGCUCCGGCCACCCCUCUCCCCCGGUCCCCCCCCUCGGGCUACCGUGUGGAGGAUCUCCUCCGAAUCGGCCAACCGGCGUGUAGCUACAUACAGCAGAGCCCCGGGGACGUCCUCUCGCUGAGCCCGCAGCAGGGCAGCUCACCGCGGGCAUCGGGACUCGGCACAGCGCGCUCUGUCUUUCAUUGCUCCGGGCAGCCGGGCCACGGCGGCGGCGGCUCCCCACAGUCCGCAUGCCCGGCCUCGAAUUGGCUCAAGUUCGGCGUCAGUGCCAUACUGGCACCGUCCACCAGGAGUGGUUGCUCUUCUCCUCCAGUCCACAGUUUGCAGACUAAAUUGUUUCCUCUACCAUUCUUAGAUGCAAGUCUCCAUCCUUUCAUCAGAGCGUCCUAUUUCACAGCUUCCUCCUCCUCUGUGGUCCCUGUCCCAGGAACCUUUUCAUGGCCCCUGGCCCCCAGAGGAAAGCCUAGACGGGGCAUGCUGCGACGAGCUGUGUUCUCAGACCUCCAGAGAAAGGCCCUGGAGAGAACUUUCCAGAAGCAGAAGUACAUCAGCAAGCCAGACAGGAAGAAGUUGGCCAGUAAACUGGGACUCAAAGACUCACAGGUGAAGAUCUGGUUUCAGAACCGCAGGAUGAAAUGGAGAAACUCAAAAGAAAGGGAGCUUCUGUCGACAGGCGGAUGCCGUCAGCAGACCCUACCCACCAAAACCAACCCCCACCCGGACCUCACGGACGUGGGCAGCACCUACUGCCACAGCGGGCUGGAGAGGACUUCAACCACCAGUCAAGGACAGUUGGAGAGCCAGGAGUCACAUCUGCCCCAUUAUCAUCAUCACCACCAUCAUCAUGGCUCCUCUACGUCAGAGUCCAGUAAACAAUCAGAGUCAGAAAGUGAGGAAAUCACUGUUUCAUAAUCACGAUUGAAAAGAAUCAUUCCUUGCACUACAGUUGACUUACAAUGUCAGUUAGGAGGGAUGAUGAUUAAAGGUGAUAACAAGUGUUUCUGUUCGCUUUGUGUAUGGCUGUAUUCUAUCAGCAUCUAAUUCCUAUUUCUGUACAGUAUUUUGAAUUUGAAUUUUUAUAUUUAGUACAAUAUAUUGUGUACACAUUGUAAAAUACAUACCGAGCAAUUUUAGAUUGACUAUUUGUAGAAUACUGUUUUGUUUUGUUUUUUAACACAGAAGUAUAUAGUACAAUUCUUUUAGCAGACUAUAUAUUUGUAAUCUUUAUUUUCGCAAAUAAAUCUGGAAAAAGUCUAAUAAAUGUUAUAAAUUACUAAACCAAGUUUU
Messenger RNA from Phyllopteryx taeniolatus (common seadragon), 1465 nucleotides. Its product is annotated as homeobox protein DBX1-B-like. The record is from RefSeq and is a predicted model, not a curated record. The coding region runs from base 116 to 1090 and encodes 324 amino acids. The transcript has 4 exons. Gene Ontology annotation, molecular function: DNA binding; DNA-binding transcription factor activity, RNA polymerase II-specific. Lineage: Eukaryota; Metazoa; Chordata; Actinopteri; Syngnathiformes; Syngnathidae. Gene Ontology annotation, biological process: cell differentiation in spinal cord; regulation of transcription by RNA polymerase II.